This is a messenger RNA of Protopolystoma xenopodis, 745 nucleotides long. The record is from the annotation of a GenBank genome assembly. NCBI's taxonomy places the organism in Eukaryota, Metazoa, Platyhelminthes, Monogenea, Polystomatidea, Polystomatidae.
GACCGAGGCUGAUCGGGAUGACUCUGAGGCAGAUGAAGUCCUAGCAGCCCUGACGAACUUGACAAACGCAACCAAGUUUGACCGAGAAGCCGGCGAAGUGACGCAUUCUCGUCGGAAGACCAUAUUUCACUUACUCUCCUCCAUUUCGCCUUCUCGCUCUCCUCCACAUAUGGCUUUUUCAGGUGCGUUCUUCUCUCGAAGUCUGGCUGAGCCACCGCCUGAGUGCUCCGGCAACGAGACCUCUUCAUCUUCCUCCUCUGUGAUAACAGAGGUACUCUUUACUGGACCCUCUCCCGCCAGUGUCUAUCCAAGCAACAGCCUGCCAGUCGGUAGUCUACCAACUUCUGAGGCGUCUUCGGGUCUCGGAUUUGCCCUCCUUGACGAAUAUUCAACUGGAAGACUGCCCAUAGCCUCCUCGAAUUCACCACCAGCCUUGGUCGAUAUGGUUGCGACGGCACCGACAACUCCGAUCACUCGAGCGGUACCUCGUUUUCAGCAUUCACCACGCAAGUCUGAUCCAUACACACGCUCGUUUCCUCGACCAUCUUGCUAUUCAGACGGCAGUUCACUUGGACGUCAACUUCCUGGCUCGAUGGUCUGUGGCCUGGCUCCUCGACUGCUACUUCCACCGACUGUAGCUGCCUCCGGCGGUCGGGUCAUCACCUCCUCGUCGCCGACUACCUACUUGGGCCUCUCGAACGACCAGACUGGCGAUCAGCUGCAAGAGCAUGAGCUUGAAUUUCCG